Molecule: messenger RNA, 885 nt
Organism: Eimeria mitis
Lineage: Eukaryota; Apicomplexa; Conoidasida; Eucoccidiorida; Eimeriidae
Exons: 3
Coding region: 1-885 (294 amino acids)
Biological process (GO): TRAMP-dependent tRNA surveillance pathway; nuclear polyadenylation-dependent rRNA catabolic process; poly(A)-dependent snoRNA 3'-end processing
Cellular component (GO): nuclear exosome (RNase complex); cytoplasmic exosome (RNase complex)
Molecular function (GO): RNA binding
Source: RefSeq, a predicted model, not a curated record
AUGGCAGCAGAAGGACUUUCUGUAUUUCUUCCUGGGGAUUACUGCCCUUUGAUUCGACCUUCAGAAGGAACAGCAGCAGAAGCAGCAGCUGCUGCCUCCGCCUCUGCAGCAGCAGCAGCAGGUGUAGCCCGUUCCUUUGACUGGAGUGCUGUGCAUACCCCCGUGGCUCAGUCUGCUGGGAAUACAGACCCGCAGCAGCAGCAGCAGCAGCAGCAGCAGCAGCAGCAGCAGCGGGAAUCUUCAGUAGAUAUAGAUGGAGCAGGGUAUUGUGUGAAAGCUAGAACGGCAUCUGUAUUGCUGCCGCGUCACGCUCUGCCCCCCCACGCCCCCACCUACGUUUCUAUCAGCAGCCACAACAUAUACACCCCGCGAGUAGGCGACAUCGUCGUCGGUGUUGUUCACUCAAAAGGAUCUGAGUAUUACGGUGUGAAUAUCCGUGGCUUUGCUCCCGCGCGGCUGGCAGCGAUCGCGGGCUUUGAGGGUGCGACGCGGCGCAGCAAGCCCAUGCUGAGUAUAGGUUCUGUGUUGCUGCUGCGUGUUUCACAUAUAUCUCCGCUGCUGGGUGCUGAUGUAACCUGCUGCAGCAGCAACUGCAGCAAACCAUGGACAAGCAACGAGAAGGUUCUAGGAGAGCUCAAAGGAGGCAUAGUCAUUGAGGUUCCUAUUCCUUUUGCAUUCAGCCUGCUGUGUCGCGAUAGCUUGGUGCUGCAGCUGCUGGGGCAGCGCCUCCCCUUUGAGAUGGCCACGGGCCUCAAUGGCCGGGUCUGGGUCCGCGCGGAGAGCGCCGCGCUCAGCAUAAGAGUGGGAAACUGCAUAACUGCUGCAGCAGCGGGGAGAAGCCCAGCUGUGCUGCAAGCUAUUGUUGACGCUGUUCUACAGCAGUGA